AUGUCCGCCAAAGCGAGCGGCUCGGACGCCCGCGCCAACGGCGACGCAAAACAUCGCCAACACCACGACGGCAGCUCAGGCCGUGCUUACACAGUCGAACAGAAAGCCGCGGUAAUACGGAUAAAGCGAUGCGCGCCCACGGCAUUCUACGAGAUUUUGGGGCUGGAGGAGGUCAAGACGACGUGCAGCGAGAGCGAGAUCAAGAAGGCAUAUCGGAAACUGAGUUUAUUGACGCAUCCCGAUAAGAAUGGCUACGACGGCGCAGACGAGGCGUUCAAGAUGGUAUCACGAGCUUUCCAGGUGCUCUCCGAUGCGGACAAGAAGGCCAAGUACGACAAGUUCGGCGGCGACCCGGAUGCUCGAUUCCAACCUCCGCCCAGUGGUGGGUCAGGCUUCGGCAACUUUGCGCGCUCACAAGGUGGUGGACGAUCAGGCCCCAUGUUCGAGGAGGAGAUAUCGCCCGAGGAGAUGUUCAGACAGUUCUUCGGCGGAGGGGGGCCGUUCGGCGGGCCUUUCGGCGGCGGCGGCGGCAUCUUCGACACCGGCCCAGGCUUCGUGUUCAACCUCGGAGGAGGCGGUCCUGGAAUCCGCGUACACCAGUUUGGCGGCGGCCAGCCACGGAGACGACCCAAUACUGCGCGAGGCGCGGGCACAGAACCGGCGCCCAGUCUCGGCAGCACGCUGUCCUCGCUUCUCCCACUGCUCUUCCUCUUCAUUCUGCCUCUCCUCUCCUCGAUAUUCGGCGGCGACUCUACGCCCAAGGGGCCCAGCGUCGUAUUCGACGGCCCGCGCGGCGCGCAAACACAUCCCCUCACGUCGUACAAUCUCCAAGUGCCCUACUGGGUGAACAAGCGCGACAUCCAAGGUCUAAGCGACAAAGAGCUGAAAAAUGUACACAAGCACGCAGAACAGAAGUUCAUCCAAAUCACAAAUGCGAAAUGCGACACAGAGAAAUACAAGAGGAGCCAGGCCGAGCAGGAUGCGUUCGGGUGGUUUGGACCUGACAAGGAUAAACUGAAGAAGGCGAGGAGUAUGCCCAUGCCGAAUUGCAAGAAGAUGCGGGAGAUGGGGUUCCAGGUUCAAUACUAG
Messenger RNA from Paraphaeosphaeria sporulosa, 1089 nucleotides. RefSeq names its product DnaJ-domain-containing protein. The transcript has 3 exons. The record is from RefSeq and is a predicted model, not a curated record. Gene Ontology annotation, biological process: cellular response to misfolded protein. Gene Ontology annotation, cellular component: endoplasmic reticulum membrane. Bases 1 to 1089 code for a protein of 362 amino acids. Gene Ontology annotation, molecular function: Hsp70 protein binding. Lineage: Eukaryota; Fungi; Ascomycota; Dothideomycetes; Pleosporales; Didymosphaeriaceae.